AUGCAUCCAUCCAUCCAUGCAUUUGUAUGCUAGAGCAGUAGAGCCUAGAGAUGGCUCUGGCUGGAUGGAAUGGACGGAUGGUUGGUUGGUUGGAUGGAUGACGUUGCUGUGGCCGGCUGUUUCCACAUAAAUCCGGCGUCAGGUUUGCAUUGGUUUCUACCUAUUUCAAUUCAUCCCCUCUCUCUGGCUACGACUCUACCUCACAUGCCCCACGCAUCGUUUGCACUAGCUUGCGGGGUAGAUCUCUCUCGACGGCUCUCUCCUCUCCGUCUGUCUAUAGCUACUAUUAAAGGAGGGGAGGCUCUCCUCCUUCUCCCCCUCCUGCUCCUGCUCCUCCUCUUCUUCAUCGUUUCGCUUAGCUUUUCUUUCUUCUUCGUCGUCUCGGUUCACUCCUCCGUUCGAUCGACUUUGCUUGUUUCAAGCAAGCUAGAUCUCUCACCAACAGGAGGUGAUCAAUGGCGAGCGGCGGCGCAUUAUCCCCGGUGGAGGAGAAGCCCACGGUGGUGAAGACGACCAAGGCGGAGCAGCACGAGGAGGAGGCGGCGGUGGCGGUGAAGAGCGCGGCGGAGAUGAUGAAGAAGAGCAGCCCGUGCUGCCCCCGGUGCAACUCCAUCAAGACCAAGUUCUGCUACUACAACAACUACAGCAUGGCGCAGCCGCGCUACUUCUGCCGCGAGUGCCGCCGCUACUGGACCCAGGGCGGCUCCCUCCGCAACGUCCCCGUCGGCGGCGGCUGCCGCAAGAGCAAGCGCUCGUCGGCCUCGUCGGCGUCGGCGUCGGCGGCGUCUCCUCCUGCUCCUGCGGUGGGCGCCGCGCCACCGGUGGUGCCGGCGCUGUCGUCGGCGAUCAGCAAGCUGCUGCAGUCGGAGCCCAUGGCGGCGCCGUGCGCGGACUUCCCCAACGUGCUCCCGACCUUCGUGUCCACCGGGUUCGAGCUCCCCGCCGCCGCCGGCGACCGCCUCUCGCUGGGGUCGUUCGGGGCGUUCGGCAACCUGUCGGCGGCGGUGGCGGCUCCCGGCGGUGGUGGUGGGUCGUCGACGACCACGUCGUUCAUGGACAUGCUGAGGGGAGUUGGAGGGCUUUUCGACGGCGUCGGCAACAGCCAUCAGAUGGGCGGCAAUGGCGGCGGCGGAGGCAGCUACUACGCGCCUCUCAUCACCGGCGCCGGCAAUGGCAUGCUGAUGCCGCCGCCGCCGCUGCCGCCAUUUUCUGGUUCUCUGAUGCAGCAUGGGAUGCAGGGGCUGUUCGCCAAUCAUGCGAUGGGAGGAGGUGGUGGUGGAGUGAUGAACGCCGGCGAGGACGGCAGCGUGAUGGCGGGGCUGGGAGGAGGCCAGUGGCCGCCGGCGCUUGGUGGUGCAGACGAGCAGCAGGGCGGCGGCGACGGUGGCGAAGCUGUGAUGACGAAGGACACCGGCGGCGGCGCAUCGUCGUCGGCGUCGAGGCCGGACUACUUCUACGGCUGGAACAGCGCCGCCGGCGGCGUCGUCGCUGGAGGCGGCAUCGGCGGCAACGCCGCCGCUGCCACCGGAGCAACGCCAUGGCAGGGCCUCAUCGACAGCAGCUCGGCCAUGAUGUAAGCUCAAUCAAAUCAACCAUGCCAAGGUUGGAGAGAGAUCUCAUCCAGAAGUUGUUGCUAGCUUCUUGGAAUGAUUUUUCUUCAGCUUCAUCGAUCGCUUUAGUUCGUUUUUUAUCCGUGGAUCAAAUUAGUUCGCUCUUUGGAAAAAUUCGUCGAAACAGUUUUAAAUUUUGCUAGACAAAUGAAUGUCGUCGUCGUCAUCGUCGCUCGUUUACCUGUAAUUAGCUUGGAGUUGGGGUUGUUUGAUUGACCUCAUGGAACCAUGCAAAAGGUUCUCAUGUUUAAGGGGAGUUAAUUAAAUGUACAUCAUUGGUCGUGACAUUGCUUAAUUGCCGUUGGUUUGUUUCUUAA
Molecule: messenger RNA, 1927 nt
Organism: Oryza sativa Japonica Group (Japanese rice)
Lineage: Eukaryota; Viridiplantae; Streptophyta; Magnoliopsida; Poales; Poaceae
Product: dof zinc finger protein 3-like
Biological process (GO): regulation of DNA-templated transcription
Molecular function (GO): DNA-binding transcription factor activity; DNA binding
Source: RefSeq, a predicted model, not a curated record